UGUUGCAAUCGGAAAACGUUCAAUCGUUACGCGGUUUUCAAGCAAUACAGUCGUGUGAGCGGCAUACACAAGUCGCAGGUGUACUAUAUACCACCUACAUAUUAAAUAAAAGCUUUUUUUAUGCUAAUCAAAAAUUAGCAAAGUAUUUUCAAAAUAUAUUCAGACUAUUUUUAAAAUAAAAAAAUUCACAGUUAUACGAAAUAAACAUACAAGCUAUUGAACUCGUCGAAGCUGCAGAAAAAAAAUUAGCAAAGCAAGAAAUAUAAAUAUUUUUACUAGUAAAUUUCUUAAAUGCGUGCCUUGCCGUAUGCCUUGCAUGCAAAUAAAUAUAAAGUUAAAAUAAAUAUAUAAAGAACGCAAAAGGCCAAAAUAAAUACGAAUUUUUCGCUUUUUUGAGACGUGCAAGAAGACAAUAAAAAACUGGUCUGUCUGUUGUGCGCGCAACUACAUAAGUUAAAUACAUACAAACGUCUACUUAAAAUCCAGUUUGUAUGUCCGUGUACAAUAUAUGUAAACACACCGCACAUACAUAUGAGUGUUGAAAGACGGUAGAAUUCACGCAAAUUGCACGUGAACAAACGGCGAGCAACCAAGUUAAGAAAAACAAAGCUAAAAGUGUCACAAAUCGUUUCAUAAAACUGUAAAAUAAAAAAAUCGAAACAAAAAACAUUAUUCCAAAGUGAAAGGCUGGCUGCUGCAACAUUAACUGCCACUGCAACGCAUAGUAGGCGAAUACAGUCAUCAAAAUGUGGUGCAUUGUCAACCUGCCGAACGGCACACAAUUAGCGGUCAAAUGGGAUACGAAGGCAAUCGGCCAGGAGUGCCUCGAAAAGGUCUGCAAGGCACUCGACAUUGUCUGUGAAAUGGAAUAUUUCGGCCUCGAAUACUGGACACCUGGACAGGAGGAGUCGCGCACACGCCAAUGGAUCAAUCUGCGCAAUCGCCUGUCGUGCGACAACAGCAGCAGCAGCAUACACUUAAUGCUCGCGCUGCGUGUCAAGUUCUGGGUACCCGUACAUUGUUUGCUCCAAGAGAGCGUACGCAAUAUUUUCUACAUGCAAGCGCGUUCCGAUCUAUUGGAGCAGCGCCUGCAUGCACGUGACUGGAAUAAUGCGGCCAAAUUGGCAGCGCUGCUGUGUCAAGCUGAUGGCUUACGCUUCAAUCCGCUCGCGCUGAAGGCCAAAUGUCCCACGCAAAUGCGUCGCCGUAGCGCUGGUGAUGUUCAACACCAACAAUGCCAACACAAAGAGCGCAAAGACAAAGAACAUGUGUUGUCGUUUAAGAAGCGACGCCUCUCCAAACAAAAGUCCACCGAAAACAUACAUAAUUCACAUCUGGCCGCCGCUGUCUCCGAUGAGGCUCUAACGACAUUGAGUGCGAGCAUGAAAUGUGCCAACGCAUUGUCACAAAUGGCAACACAGGCGUGCGAUAGUGACUCGGGUGUAGACAAAGCCGCCGCGAUAUCAUCAUCACCGCUUUAUGUUUAUCAAAAUUAUAUAGUAUAUCCAGCGUCGGUCGAUGGUGUUGACGCCGAUAUGCCGGAAGAUUACUACAAUCGCAUUGCUGUGGAGCAUGGCAAGUUGGCGACACUUAAAAUGACAACGAAGUCGGCAAAGUAUUGGCUGUUGAAGCAAAUUCAGGAUCUCGAAGGUUACGGCGAGGAGCUGUUCAGCGGCGUGACGGCACACGAGAAUUCGGUGCGUUGCGAUGUGUCGGUUGGUACAAAUGCGAUCACGACCUGCGUGGGAGACGAAAAGAAUGUCAUCCCGUUCAGCGCAAUCGCCUCUGCGAAAUCAUUCCGACGCACUUUCAAAUUGGAAUACGUCGGCGAUUGCAAUGAUCGUCGUGAGCUCGAAAUCAAAUUGCCAAAACACUCGAUGGCCGCUGGCGUCUACCGUUCCAUAACGGAGCGACACGCCUUCUAUGUCUGUGAUAAAGUACGCGGUGUGGUAACCAAUCAAUUUACGCGCGAUCUCAAGGGUACAAUCGCUUCGAUGUUCAAAGAAGACACGGAGCUGGGCAAACGAUAUGUCUUCGAUAUUCAACGCACCUGUCGCGAAGUGCACGAUCAGGCGCGUCGUAUACUACACGAAAAGGGCAUUGAAGCCUUGAAUAGCACAACAAGUGGCAAUGAAGAUCUCUUUGAAAAUAUGCUUAGCGGCGCCACCAAAACACUGAGCGCGAGUACACUGCAACCGGCUGAUGAAGCGGCUACGCAGCUGCAUAUCGAUGACAUCAGCGCUGUCACCGAUAAAUUGGACAUGGCGUUGCGCGAGAAAGAGAAACGCGAUGCGGCAAUAGCACGUUGCGUGGAGACGCGUAUCUCCGAAGCGAUGACCUGUAAAAUUUGCAUGGAUCGCGAAAUCAAUACAAUGUUCAAUCCCUGCUCACAUGUGACCACCUGUGCGGAAUGUGCGGCGAGAUGUAUACACUGCCCCAGUUGUCGUGUAAAAGUGACGAGCACUACGCGCAUAUACCUGCCCCCCGAACUGCGUGUGAGCGUCGCCACGCCAAUCGCCACCACCAGCUGUGUCGCUGCACAUUAGUGGAAAUAUUUCCGUUACAUUUCUCUUGAUCGAAUCGCGUUCGUAAAAUGGACUUUGUUUGCAGUAUAAAAAUAGAAAGGAAAAAACUCGAAACUGUGCUAAACGCGUCAAUGACGGGGUUUUAAGCUUAGACUGUAUUCUCUAAAUAUAAAUUUAUUGAGUGUCGUCAUGCCAAACCAUAAAUAUUUAUAAGUGAACCUAAAGUAAUUAUUUAACUGUUAUUAUUAUUUUUUUUUUGUUUUUGUAGUACAUACAUACAUAUAUGCAAUUGUUACUAAUUUCACUGUUAAGUUAAAAAUAGUUUUACACAUUGUACUGUAAGUAAUUAAGACUUCGAAUUAUUUUAAGUUAGUUUGUUGCCAAUGCAUUCAUAUUUUAUUAAAAAAAAAGUAUUCUUAAACAAAUUUGUGUUAACUAAAUGUGUGCUUAAAAGCCGUACAUUAAAAAAAGUAUUGAAACCCUUAAACGACAAGAU
This is a messenger RNA of Bactrocera dorsalis (oriental fruit fly), 3021 nucleotides long. RefSeq names its product E3 ubiquitin-protein ligase MYLIP (gene dnr1). Bases 747 to 2546 code for a protein of 599 amino acids. Gene Ontology annotation, molecular function: ubiquitin-protein transferase activity. The record is from RefSeq and is a predicted model, not a curated record. Gene Ontology annotation, cellular component: cytoskeleton. Lineage: Eukaryota; Metazoa; Arthropoda; Insecta; Diptera; Tephritidae. The transcript has 4 exons. Gene Ontology annotation, biological process: ubiquitin-dependent protein catabolic process.